GGUGGGAUUUCAAAUGUUGCGCUACUGAAGUUGAUGGUCGUUUUUCGCUGGACAGCAGCACAUAGGCCUUUUGAUGCUGUAAUCAAGAGGCUUACACAUUCCAGUGUUUAUUUAUCACGCCUCCCGGACCACGAAUGUAAACAGCUUUUACAAAAUGCUUUGGGAGAUAUACAGUUGAUAGUGUCCGAAAUUAAACAUAGUCUUUGUUCAUCAUUCCCAGCCUUCCAAGAUUUACUGCGUUACCAGUUCGAAUCUCAGGGAAAGCUCGUUCGUCCACUGCUUGUUACUCUCGCAGCAGCAUGCGCAAAUUCGCACAAAGAAUGUAAAGCUUCUUUUGUUGUAAGACAUAAAUCAUUUGCAACAAGUCAUUCUAGGAACCUGGCUCAUCUAGUCUCGCCCGAACAACAUGAGAUUGCCAAAAUCACGGAAAUGAUCCAUACAGCCAGUCUUAUUCACGAUGACCUGAUUGACUCAGCAUCGGUCCGGAGAGGUAAAACAUCGGCUUAUAGAGCCUUUGGACAUAGAGAGGCGGUUUUAGGAGGCGAUUUUAUACUGGCACACUCAUCGCGUUUAUUAGCUCAGAUAGGGAAUACUGGAGUAAUAGCUGUCCUUUCUCAAGUUAUUGAAGAUCUAAUUCGUGGUGAAAUGAUGCAGCUUGCACCCAACAGCGAUGAUGAUGAUAAACGAUUUCAAGCUUAUCUGACCAAGACCUACCGAAAAACAGCGAGCCUUAUUGCCAACAGUUGUAAAGCAGUUGCUAUGUUGACUGUUCCAACACUUUCACAGCACCGUAUUGAUAAUAUGUACGAAUUCGGAAAACAUUUAGGAAUGGCAUUUCAAUUAAUCGAUGAUGUAUUGGACUUUGUCACCGAUGAAGCAAAUUUGGGCAAACCUAAUCGAGCGGAUCUACAAAUGGGUCUUGCAACUGGACCUGUGUUGUUUGCUGCGCAACGAUAUCCUGAGUUAAAUACAAUACUUCUGCGUCAAUUCAGUCUAGAUGGGGAUGCUGAAAGAGCUUUAGAGUUAGUUCAACAGUCAGAUGGAGUUGGUCAGACUCGGAUGUUGGCUGAAUUUCAUUUCCAGGCAGCUCAACGGUGCUUAUUUCAAUUCAGGGAUUCUUUAUCAAGAAAAGCGCUUCUUCAUAUUGCAGCGAAUUUCUUACAACGUGAUCGAUAAAAUCGCAUUUUCUUCAAUCAAAUCCUAUCUCACACUUCUUUCUGCUGUUCGGUUGUUGAACUAUCAAUAACUCCAUUUGUUUAUUUUUUGAGACUUGCACUAGUAAUACCUAAAGGAUGGUACAGCAUACUAAAGUAGUAGAUAUUUUUUUAAGUCUAUCAUUAUUACUUUGUUAUCUACUUUAUACAUUAAUAUACAGAAAAUAUUUCCGUGAUAUGUGUAGAUAGUUCACCUUUCUUAGUAUAUUAUAUUAGUAGUAUUCCGUAACUUAUUUACAUAAGCGUUCAACCAGAUUGUUAUUUUUGAAAAUUGAUCUUCCAGCGUUCGUUCAGAGCAGUAUCACGUGUCAAAUCUAUUGUGAACUACAUCUCUUAUUGCUUUUUAUACAUUACUCUAUAGAGAAUAAAUGGUCCUUUAGUUGUAUUUACG
This is a messenger RNA of Schistosoma turkestanicum, 1605 nucleotides long. The record is from the annotation of a GenBank genome assembly. NCBI's taxonomy places the organism in Eukaryota, Metazoa, Platyhelminthes, Trematoda, Strigeidida, Schistosomatidae.